This is a messenger RNA of Capsicum annuum, 546 nucleotides long. RefSeq names its product agamous-like MADS-box protein AGL29. Gene Ontology annotation, biological process: regulation of transcription by RNA polymerase II. The transcript has a single exon. NCBI's taxonomy places the organism in Eukaryota, Viridiplantae, Streptophyta, Magnoliopsida, Solanales, Solanaceae. Gene Ontology annotation, molecular function: RNA polymerase II cis-regulatory region sequence-specific DNA binding; protein dimerization activity; DNA-binding transcription factor activity, RNA polymerase II-specific. Bases 1 to 546 code for a protein of 181 amino acids. The record is from RefSeq and is a predicted model, not a curated record.
AUGGAGGGUAAGAAAACGGCAGGACGUCAAAAAAUUCCAUUAAAGAAAAUAGAGAAAUAUGUUGAUCGAUGUACUACAUUUUCCAAACGUCGUUCUGGCUUAUAUAAAAAAGCCAGUGAACUCGUUAGGGAAAACGAUGUCGAUCUUGGAAUUGUUCUUACUUCACCAACCGAAGCUGAAAAAGUGUAUUCUUUUAUCCAUCCAACUCAUAACGCGGUUAUCGAUCGUUUUAUGAAUCCGACACAAGAAUUUGAUUUAGGUGAACACCUUGUUGCUGAAAAUACACGUAAGAAAGUGAAUCAACUCAACGAUAGGCUAAACGAACUUGAUAGAAGAGAAAAAAUUGCAAAGGAUAGAAUGACUUCGUUAAGCGAAAUGAAUAAGACUCGAGAGAAAAGUCGCUGGGAGUCUAUCGAUCAGUUAAAUGCAGAUGAUAUUAUGAAGUUUGAAGCUUGGUUAGACGUCGGAGAAGUUAUGCUGAAGGAUCAAUUACGUGAAGCUUCGUCCUCGUCCUCGCAGUCUCCACCCAAAGAUGCAGAUAUCUAG